Rotaria socialis is the source of this 951-nucleotide messenger RNA. NCBI's taxonomy places the organism in Eukaryota, Metazoa, Rotifera, Eurotatoria, Philodinida, Philodinidae. The record is from the annotation of a GenBank genome assembly.
AUGAUUGAACAAUUGAUUUUAGCUGCUAUUACUCUUAAAAUUGUUGGACUUAUGGUCCUAGGUGUGAUUUGUCUUUUACGUUCAUUUAAUAUGGCAGCUCGAAGUGAAAAUGAGAAAUACUUUCAAGAUCCAAAAACAAAAUCUCGAAAAUUAUUUCCAUCUAUCAACGAUUCACCUUCGAAAUAUCUUUCGGUUAUCAUUCCAGCGUAUAAAGAAGUCGAUCGAUUGCCUGCUAUGAUAAAAGAUACAAUGGACUAUUUAGAGAAACGUCAAGCAAAUGAUCCAUCAUUUACAUACGAAUUAAUUAUAGUUGACGAUGGAAGUCCUGAUAAAACUACUGAAAUUUCGCUCAAAUACAGUGCUCACUAUGGAACCGACAUCGUCCGAGUGUUAACUCUCGACGCUAAUCGCGGCAAAGGUGGUGCUGUACGAAUGGGUGUACUCAGCGCUCGAGGCCAAUGGAUUUUAUUUGCAGAUGCCGAUGGAGCAACACAAUUCAGUGAUUUAACUAAACUUGAAAAGCGAGCGUUGGAAACAAUGAAAAAUAACGAAGUUGCUAUUUGUGGUUCAAGACGUCAUUUAGAAACAGAAUCCGUUGCAAAAAGAUCAGCAUUUCGUACAUUACUCAUGUAUGCCUUUCAUUUCGAAGUCUGGCUAUUUGCAGUCAAAUCUAUUCGUGAUACUCAAUGUGGCUUUAAAUUAUUUUCACGUGAAAGUGCAAGAAAGAUUUUUUCACAAAUGCAUGUCGAACGAUGGGCAUUCGAUGUUGAACUUUUGUAUAUCGCAGAAAAAUUAAAUAUUCCAAUUUUUGAAGUCGACGUAAAUUGGCAAGAAAUCCCAGGUUCAAAAUUGGACCCAUUCACGGCUUCAUUUCAGAUGGGUAUUGAUAUAUUAGCUAUUUGGAUGCGAUAUUUAUUUGGUAUAUGGAAGAUUCAAUAUAAAACUCAAUAA